Messenger RNA from Thermochaetoides thermophila DSM 1495, 516 nucleotides. RefSeq names its product mitochondrial monothiol glutaredoxin-5-like protein. The record is from RefSeq and is a predicted model, not a curated record. The transcript is spliced from 3 exons. NCBI's taxonomy places the organism in Eukaryota, Fungi, Ascomycota, Sordariomycetes, Sordariales, Chaetomiaceae. The coding region runs from base 1 to 516 and encodes 171 amino acids.
AUGUUCGCCAGGACAGCUUUCGCAAGGGCCUUCCGCCCCCUCGCCACUUCUGCCUCUGCCGCCCUCCGCCCCAUCCCCCAGCAAACAGCCAACCAGAUCUUCCUUUCGCUCACAGCGCGCCGGUUGCUUUCACAAGAGACGCGCAAGGCGAUCGAUCAGGCGGUCAAUUCUACUCCAGUCGUACUCUUCAUGAAGGGUACGCCUGAGAUGCCGCAAUGCGGGUUCUCACGCGCUACGAUCCAGGUGCUGAGCAUGCAUGGCGUUGACCCGGAGAAGUUUGCUGCAUAUAAUGUGUUGGAGGAUCCUGAGUUGAGGCAGGGGAUCAAGGAGUACUCCGACUGGCCGACUAUCCCACAGUUGUAUGUGGAUGGUGAGUUUAUCGGCGGGUGUGAUAUUGUCAUUUCUAUGCACCAGAGCGGUGAGCUGGCUACGUUGCUGAAGGAGAAGGGUGUGUUGCUGGAACAGCCUAAGGAGCAGCAGGAGGCGGCUGCUGUGGAGGGUGAGAAGAAGGAGUAG